Hemicordylus capensis (graceful crag lizard) is the source of this 6700-nucleotide messenger RNA. It is a transcript of the gene NECTIN4, whose product is annotated as nectin cell adhesion molecule 4. Gene Ontology annotation, biological process: heterophilic cell-cell adhesion; homophilic cell-cell adhesion. The record is from RefSeq and is a predicted model, not a curated record. NCBI's taxonomy places the organism in Eukaryota, Metazoa, Chordata, Lepidosauria, Squamata, Cordylidae. Bases 651 to 2267 code for a protein of 538 amino acids. Gene Ontology annotation, cellular component: adherens junction. The transcript is spliced from 10 exons.
CAGGUUGAUGCAGAUAAUAGGUACACCUUGUAAGUAGAAGGUGCCUUAACCAGCUCUGAAGCUGGCCAUGGGGGCUGCCACGAAGCAGCUGAUGUGCCCCAUGCCUGUGCAAGGUGAGCAGUGCAUCUUGGGCAUUGUAGUCCCUGAAAACAAGCUCUUGAUAUUUCUGGAGCCUGGUGAAAUUGAGUAGGUCAGGCUUUCUUGGCUCCAUCCUGGCAUCUUCCUUGAACCAACGUGAAAUUGACAAAGAACAGGUUGUGGAGUUUCCAAACAGCGCCAGUGCUCAGCACCACGGAGCCAACCGCGACAUCGAAAAAGGGAGACGCUGCCCCACCACUGCCCCCGGACACCUUUUUUUUGUGGCGGGGAAGACCCAUUUUCCAGGAGUUACGGAGACGCCGACUGUGGACGCCAAAGAUGAAGGCCCACUUUCCCACCCUGUUUAUGGCAUGAUCUUUCCCCCCCUUCUUUCGACAAAAAGCUGGAUGCCGACAACGAAUGUGAUUUCCUCGACUCCCCGGCAACGUAGCUGUUGAAAGAGAGGAGCCGAGCUUCAGGAAGUUCUUGUCCUUGACCCAGCUGGUCACUUGGGUGAUAAAACCUGCCGAAAGCACUUUUGACAGCUGACCCUGCCGGUCCGACUCUGCACCAUGAUUGGGCAGGUUCUCCUCUUGCUCACAGUCUCCGGCUCCCUCGCCAGAGUGUUGGAGUCCCAGGGCAGCCUGACGGCCGUCCUGGGCAAAGACGUCUUGCUGCCUUGCUCCUUCCGGGCCACGGAGGAAGGGAAGGUGGUCCAGGUCACCUGGCUGAAGCGGGCCGACGACGGGCAGGCGGUGGAGCUGGGGGUGCUGAACCUGGACCACGGCAUGCACCUCCAGGAGCCGUACCAGGGACGCGUCCUGCGGCACUCCCAGGAGUCGCUGGAGGACGGCUCCAUCCUGCUGAAGAACGUGGUGCAGGCCGACGAAGGGACCUACGAGUGCCAGCUCAUCACCUUCCCUCUGGGCAACUUUGAGUCCAGCCUCACCCUCAAGGUCCUAGUGCCCCCCUUGCCGACGUUGAACCUCGGCCCCCCACUGGAGGAAGGGCAAGGCCGGACCUUGGCCGCCUCGUGCACGGCGGAAGGCAGCCCAGUGCCCAUCAUGACCUGGGAGACGGAAGUCCGGGGCACGUCGACCUCCCGCCAGUCCUCGCACCCGCGCUCCUCCUCGGUCACCAGCGAGUUCUACGUCGUCCCCGGGCGCAGCAUGCACGGCAAGGCCCUCACCUGUGUCGUCUCUCACCCGGGGCUGCAGCACCAGAAGCGGAUCACUCACACCCUCAACGUUGCAUAUCUCUCCGAUGCUUCGAUCCUGGGCCACGAGUCGGAGGAAGAUUGGAUCGCCGGCAGAGAGGGGGCGUCCCUCAAGUGUCUCUGCGAUGGAAACCCUCCGCCGACCUACAACUGGACUCGGCUUGAAGAACCCCUCCCGAGUGGCGUGAAGAUCAAAGGUGACGCGCUGCUCUUCCAAAGGCCUCUCAGCGCCCAGGACGAAGGCGUCUACAUCUGCCACGUGGCCAACAGCUUUGCCAGCAAGGAGGUCCAAGCCACCGUCAGCAUAAAAGCUAACCAGGCCAAGCAAGUGGACGUGGUCUCAGUCUCCAUGAUAGGGGCCGGUCUCAUUGCAGUGGUGUUGCUGGGCCUACUCAUCCUGGUUGUUGUCCUGAUGACCUGCUACCACAAGCGGAAAACCAAGCGCAUCACCAAGAAAUAUGAAGAAGAGCUGACGUUGACGCGGGAGAACUCCAUCCGGCGGCUUCAUUCAAGCCACAGCACAGACACGCGGAACCAGACAGAAGAAAACCUCCCUCUGAGGUCCGAGAGCCGGCAGGGGAGUUUCCGGGGCGACAGCCUGUGCCGCGAAAGCCUGUGCCGUGAUAGCCGGCAGGGCAGCUUCCGAGCCGACAGCCUGCGGGAAACCAGCCUCUGCUCCAUCAUAGGCGAUGACGCGGAGGGACGCAGCUACUCCACCUUGUCAACAGUGCGGGAGAUUGAAACGCAGACGGAGCUGCCUCCGACGCCCCCCACUCCGAUCCAGGAGAACCAACUGGAGAAGGAGAAGGCGGAGAAGGAGAAGGCGGAGAAGGAGAAAGACGAGGAGGAAGAGCGGGACGGGGAGAACAACAUCAAGCAGGCCAUGACGCACUUUGUGCAAGAGAACGGCACCCUCCGGGCCAAGCCCACGACCAAUGGCAUCUACAUCAACGGCCGGGGACAUCUGGUGUGACGCUUGUGCCCGCUAUGGAUUUCUGGGACUCGGCAAAGCACUGAACCUUUCCCCCAGAUGCCUGCUGGCAUCUCCCAGUGGUAGGGGACAAGCAGCCCUUGUGACUGAGACAUCCUCCUUCUGAGCCACUCGCCCCUCCCAGCUGCACUGCAAAGAUUUUACAGUUGACUUUGGACGUCCGCAGAGGCCUGAGCAUCCCUUUCUGCUUUCUCCGGGGACCUUGUCCAAGCCAUGGUCAUAUCCUGCUUUGGAGGGGGAAAGGCUCAUCCCACAGCAAUCUAGGGACCUGGCAACCCCCUAAAAAACAGUUUCGAGGUUGGGAAACGUUCCCUUCUGACUUCAAAGGGAUGAUUACAGUGCCCAGCCUGUGUCUUGUCUUGUUUUUAAGAAAUCCUUUGAAGCUGUGGUCCUCCGGUCAAGCGAUUCGGAGUUAGCCGAGGGCAGAGGGUGCAAGAGCUUUUUUCUUGGCUCAGGGAAGGAACCAUGAAAUGUUUAUAUCCUCUUUAUUUUUUAAUUAUUAUUAUUAUUAUUAUUAUUGUUAUUAUUGUUAUUAUUAGUUAGAAAGUGUGUAGCCCUCAGGGGCUAUGGGCCAAAGCGCUAGAAAGUCGAACAGAAACCAAAAGGCAAGGAAGGGGAUCUCUCCAUUUCCUUGUUUUGUUUUUAAAUAUUAGCUGUUACAGGUAAGGACAAGUUCUCACGUUGGAGAGGACCAGAUUUAGGGUGUUCUAAGAACAUUCUUUUCUUUCCUUAAUGGAAAAAAUUGUUGAUGAAAAAGAGAAAAUUAAUGCAUAGGAACCUAUAAUUUAACAAUAACUCCCCGCAGGCCUCAAGGGAUUCCCCAGAGCUAUGAACUUGGAGGGAGAUUCCUACAAAUGCAGCUUGGUUUCAGGCCAUGGAAGGAUCCGUGACUCCCAUAAUUGUCCUUCCCAGUGGAAUUGGAAUCCUUCCAUCCCUAGGAUUGUCCUUCCCUACACCGAUGAUGCUGUGAUGCACACAUUUUGUCCACUCUUGUUGGAAACGCCGUGCGUGCCUAAUCAUUGGCUCUGAAAGGAUGCCAGUGGCUAGUGCUUCCAGGUGACCUAUAAAACAUCCAAGUGGUCCCACAAAAGCCACGAAGUCCCGAAGUCAGUCCUGGGGAGGGCAGAUUGUGCAACGAUCUCAAAUGGAUCCACUGGAGCUCCAAUGACAUUUGUCUCCGAUGACAUUUGUCUUGUGUUGGUUUUAAAAGCCGGAACUCUGCUGUCAACAGCGCCAGCCAUGCCCAGCCAAAUCAAACUAUUUCUAACACAAGAAGGGAAAAGGAGGGAACGUACAAAAUGGACGAUGGAGAGUACCUUGAUACAAGGAUGGAUUUUAUGUGGGUGCAAAGGAAACGCCCAAGCCAAACAAAGGCUGGCAUUUUUACCUGAUAAAAAUUUGGAAGGGAAAUGGGAAUUACAGCCCUGCUAACCUUCAAAUAUCAACCAUAUGACAUACCUAGAAUAUUUGAGUGUUUAUGCAAUGUAUCAUUCCUCCCCAUCUUUCUCUCUCUCUCAUCCAAGCAGAGUGAUCUUAGGACUCCUUAACAUGUACAAAAUCCCACAACUACUCUGUAUUUGAUGGGCUGCAGGACAGUAUGUGAACCGGAUCCUUUGAAACAUGUUUUGGGUUGGAGCCGAUAUGGGGCAAUAUGAAAUGUCUGUGCAUGGUGUCCAAUCAGUGGCGGCUCAGCAGAGACCUGGUGGAAAAGGUGCUAAGCUACAAAUCGGGAAGUUCCCCAAAUCCUGUCCCUUUCACCCAGUCAUUUGAAUCUCGGUCUAAUGUGGGUUACCAGCUUUAGUGUGAUUGUGUGAACGUAUGCCCCGGUGGGAAUCUUGGGCAUAACCCACGUUUGAGAAUGCCUAUUGCCAGGACUGCAGGAUUUUAGCUUCCUGCUAAAAAUGGCUUCCUGUUCAAUGCAGCAGGGGAAUAAUUUUGAGAUGAAAAGAAGAACUUAUUGAAUAAUGGAAGGAAACCAGGAAUUCAACAUUCCUGGGGCAAUUCAUCAUUAAUCCUGCUGCCAUCAACGGGUGGAAUUGGCAAACAAUAAGUCUUUUUUAGGAAUUAAAACCCCAGGAGCCCUGAAAGUUUCAGUAGUGCUUUGCCAAUUCACAAUGCGGGCGGGGGGGGAUCUGGGGUCCUUCCCAUCCCUAGUCCACCCUAGAGAGCCCAGUGGUGUCGUUGUGUGAUAGAGCAAAAGUCUGCCACAGGUCAGAGCGGGAAAGACACAAGGCUGGAAGGCAACCAGUCCAGCAGUGAUGUUGCAUAGAUUGCCCAUAAAAUGUGAGCAAAGGAGAGCAAUUCUAAAGCAAAAGGGCUGGAAUGGAAGCAACCCAGCGUCAUGGCCGUGGAAAGAACCAAUGCAAUUCUUUUCAUUGUGCUCCUUUUUCGUGGGCAAGGAGCCACAGGCUUGUGUGAAUUCAGAGUCCCCCUAUCACACUGCCGACGUCAGCAGGGCAAUCAUCAGAGCUCGGCAUUCUCACAAGAUGGCCGUUAAGUGCACCGUCGUGACCGAUUUCUCGACUUUUGCUCGUGCUGCCUGGGAACGGGCUUGAUUUGGUCGAUGAGGGCCAGAGAGUCCAGUAUUAAGAUUGCACGCUAAAAUUCAUUUUCUCAGAUUCCCUCAAGGCCUGCCAAUGUUAGCCCUUUGUUUUGUAUUUUUUUUUUAAGUAUUGUGUUUUGCGGCUUGUACAUUUGUGUUGUGUGGCCGCUCUGGAUGUCCCAGAAGGAAGCUCUUACUUGAAAAGUGUCCACCAAUUGGGAGGGUUUCCUGGACUCUUGAGGCUCCGCCCUGAGGAACAAGGGGCGGGGCCUGGGAGCUAAUGGGAGGUGCCUGGCAAUUCAGGGGUGGGGCCUAGUUGUGUUUGGCAGAGGCAGAAGAUAGUAGCCGAUGAGUCAGGAAGAGAGAACCUGGCUGUGCCCAGUAGCUUAGAGGAGAAGCAUGAAUCAAAUGUGGGCCAAAACAAGUGGUUAAAGUAGAUAAAUAACUCCCCCCACCCUAUUUUGUUUCUGUCUUCCCACCUUGAAAACUUACUCCACCUUCUCUGGAGACUCUGAGAAUGACUUUGAAACUUCAGGUCAAACCCUCAUUGUUGGACUACAACUUAUCUUGUCUUAUCUUCAUGACAAUUCAGAUGUGCGUCGUUUUGUGGAUGCAUUGGCUUUUGGGAUUGAUUUCAAACUUUUGGGUUGCUUCUAGCAGAAGCUCCUGGGUGUUGUGAUGGAUUGGUGCCACCUGCAAAUGGAUAGUUUCCCCCAUGGAACAGGUCUUUUCACACUGGAGUCCCUGACGUCUGCUGGGAGUUGUGAUCCAUCAACAUUUGGGGACCCACAUUUAAUUACUCCUGCCCUAGAAUUAUACUUUUCUUCGGAGGCAAAUAUCUGCCCCAGGGAGGAAUCGAAGCUUCCAAGAAGUGCACAGAAGGUUGUACUUGUUGAGAACCAAAAUCCAAACGCCUAAUUUGUUUUGACAUAUGUGUUCUCCAAGGACACUAAAAAGAAAUCCUUAAAAAGAUCAGACCAUGUAAAAUUAUUCCUUAAAUACUGCAUCUGCAAUAAAACAUCCAAAUUAAUAAUGAAUUGCAGUAUUUGUAGUCCAUUUGUGGUCUAUGGCUGCAUAACUUCAAUCCUCCUGCAGAUGUCAGAAUACAAUUAUCAUCAAUGUGAUGGGGGAUGAUGUGAGUUGUGGUCCAAAAACAGCUUGCAGGCCAAAGUUGGGCAGCCAAUCUAAAGCAGUGGUUCCCAACCAGGGUUCCUCCAGAUGUUGCUGAACUACAACUCCCAGCAUCCCCAGCCACAAUAGAUUGUAGCAGGGGAUGAUGGGAGUUGUCGUGAAAAAGAUCCUUUACAGAAUAUGUAUGUUUAGCAAUGCAAAUGUCGUGUAAGACACACUUGAAAAUGGCUAUUUAUGAGAUGCAAUCUGGGGGUCGCCCCAAAGCUGAGUGGAGAUUCGGCAGCCUUCAGUUGGGGUUCUAGACAUUUUUGUCUCCCUCGAGGCAAUCGAUGGAACUCAACUGGUCCCUCCCACCCACCCACCCCAACAGGGAUGCUUUUCUUCCCCAUCCAUUACAAUGCAGACUUUUGUCAGGUAAACCCAUCCAGCUCAAGCCUUCCAUGUCGAAUUGUUUGUAUUGUCCUCUGUGUGUGUGUGUGUGUGUGUGUUUUAAUUCCAAGAAGUGUGGACUCAGGUUGGUUUGUGUUGCUCUUUGCAUCCUGCCCCUCCGCCUUUUAUAAUCCGUAAAAGUCCAUGUAUAUAGAACUCCUUGCUUUGUGUGUGUGUGUGUGUGUGUGUGUGUGUGUGUGUGUGUGUGUGUAUUCCGUGUAUAUGUAUUUCUGUGUAUAGAAAGGGCCAAGGAAACUUUGAUGUGCAUGGCUUAUUUUGUAAAUAAACGGCUCCCCUGGCACCUAUGAUGGGA